This is a messenger RNA of Huiozyma naganishii CBS 8797, 1308 nucleotides long. It is a transcript of the gene ATG17, whose product is annotated as protein kinase regulatory subunit ATG17. Gene Ontology annotation, cellular component: Atg1/ULK1 kinase complex; phagophore assembly site. The transcript has a single exon. Bases 1 to 1308 code for a protein of 435 amino acids. Gene Ontology annotation, molecular function: protein kinase activator activity; molecular adaptor activity. Lineage: Eukaryota; Fungi; Ascomycota; Saccharomycetes; Saccharomycetales; Saccharomycetaceae. The record is from RefSeq and is a predicted model, not a curated record. Gene Ontology annotation, biological process: autophagy of peroxisome; autophagy of mitochondrion; piecemeal microautophagy of the nucleus.
AUGCUGGGACGUGGAUCCCCCGGUACUGUCGCAGGCGACGCUGGAACAGUACUUGACGCACGCAAGGGUGACGCUGGAGGAGUCCCAAGGGCUGUGCAAGGAGGUAUACCGGCGCAUCCGGAGUUUGCAGUCCAACUGGCGGGCCUGGAGGGACAAAUGGGCGUCCUGUCGGUUCCUCGUGGAUGGGGUUGGUCAGCAGGCGGACUUCCUGGUGCAGUCUGUGCUCAAGGGUGGCAUCGAGGGGAAGUUGAUCAGGGAUCAGUGGAAUGCUGGUGUUUUGGGGUACGUCUUGUGUCGGAUUUACAAAGGUGGCAAGACAAGAUUGACCGGGAAGUCGAACUGCUGGACUCUGUCAGGAACGAGCUGAGCUCUCCUGACGGCACGCGGGACUCAGCCGUGCUAGGGGACUACAUUUCGAGGGAAAACCUUGAUUUGCUGCGAGGCAGGCUCGAGGAGAUCCCGACCGUCGAGACUCACAUUGCAAACAUCACAAACCAGUACCGCGUAAUGGUCCGGAAACUGGAGGAGAAGCUGCUACAGGGGAAAGUGAGGUCACUUUCCAAGUGCUUUGACAGGGAUCUGGGAAUAGAAAACGAGCAAGUCGCCCUACUAAUGACUGAGUACCAUGCGAAAUUGCUUCUUCUGGAGGAAGAAUUAGUAGAACUUCUUCAAUCGCUGACGGACCACUUCGACAAGUGCAAGCUGCUGUUGCAAUUGUCCGCUUCUGGGACUGAAUCGGACUCCGGCAGGAAAUCCACGGAUUACCUAGAGCUUCUUGAAGUGGUACAGACGGACGACAGCCAACUGGGCGCCAUCACGAGGGCUCUGUGCGACACAAUAGACGAUAUCGAUGCGCACUUGCUACAGUUCCAAAAGUUGCUGGAUACAAAGACGGGCCAGCUGGACAAGUCGCUUUUCGCCGUGCAAGAGGUGAUCCUGCAGUUCGAGAAGAACGUCGAGUACUUGACCAUCUUUCAAGAUAUAGGGCAACUGAUCACAAAUUUCAAAGAGCUAUGCGGACAAGAUAUCCAGCUUGUACAAGGUCUGGUCGACUUCUUCGGGAAGUACCGGGACAGCUACGACCGACUGUUACAGGAAGCCCAGCGGCGAAGACAACUCUCCACGAGAAUGCAGGCGACGAUCUCCGAAUGCUUGGACGAACUGCAAACUUUACAGGACGACGACUUCACCAAGAGGACCAAAUUCUUGGAGCAAAACGGGAACUACCUACCGGAGAACAUUUGGCCGGACCAAAUAGACGACUUCUCACCGUUGUUCACGUUAGAGUACACUAUAAAGAAGGUGUAA